This is a messenger RNA of Amoebophrya sp. A120, 2737 nucleotides long. The record is from the annotation of a GenBank genome assembly. NCBI's taxonomy places the organism in Eukaryota, Dinophyceae, Syndiniales, Amoebophryaceae.
GGUGAGGGAUUACGUCAUCAAAUGGGGCUACAAAUAGUGUCGCGACAUGACUGCGCUUUUUGAUCCGCAGCGGGGGCCGCUUGCAUGAGUACAAUAACCCAAAGAGGAGGCCAGACCAUCGAUCAGGGAAACACUACGACAGUAUGCCGUCUUCGUCCGCACGGGAAAAGUCUUCCAGCCCGGAAAAGACACACACGCACGGCCAGGAAGAAGCAAGUGCAAGUCCCGACCCGAAAGCGCGAUACUACUUGCAGAACCGUGGCUCUUGCCUGGUUCGGCCGCCCGUCGUCACCUUCGACGGCCACGCUACAUGGAACGAGGUGAUUGCGGAGGUGUCGCGCCGCGCGGGCACGGAGCGCGCGGUGGUCUCGGGCGACUUGCUCUGUCACAGCAGCCGGACGGAGAAAUUUCUGCGGCCCAGCGAGAUCUUUCAGUCCAUCGAAGUGAAGGGUCACGUGUGGCUGUCGGAAGACGACCCGUUCUUCAACCCGGAGGAGGAAGAAGCGAGGCGGCUCGCGGAACAAGAGGCGGCCGAAAAGGGAUUGAAGCCCUCGGCCUCCUCGUCGCAGAGCCCCAAGCGGCGCGAUCCGUACUCCGCCCGGGAUCGCCGAACCGAUGUGGAGAAGGGUUGGCCCGCGGUCCCCCCGCUGGCCGGCGGCUUGAAGCGCGGCGUGGACUACAUGAGACCGGAUAAGGUGCCCUACGGAUACAAACCGGACAAGACCUGGUGCCCCGCCGACAGCCCCGGCGGGUCCCCGAACUCUGCCCUUCCGAACCGGUCGGAGCCGUCGCCGGCGGACGCCGAUCCGGACGAAAGCCCGAAGGCACGGCAGGUGCGGCGGAGGGCGUCGCAGCGCGGCUUAGAAAAUUUCUACGAGGACCCGCCCUUCGCCAGCCGGUCGCCCGCGAGCCGCAGCUCGCCCGGCGGCGCGGGGUACGUGAAGAUUCUGACGACGGCGCAAACAGGCUACUUCGGCGGCGGUGUGGCACCAGAGGACGAAGAGCAGGACGACUCGACAUCGCCGGUGAAGAGGUACCAGCGCGCCGCUUCGUCCGCCAACGUCUCGGCGCGACCGAUGGAAGUGGUCGGCAGCUGGAGCCAGUCGGACGGGCCCUUCGCCAUCUACGACCCCGCGCUGCCGACGAAGGCGUUCGUGUGGGCGCCGCUGGACUUCUUUCCCGCGAAGUGGCACCCAAUCCUGUGCCACCUGGACCCGCUGGUUACCUACGACAGCGCCAAGCAUUCCACGAAGAGCUUCCGCCGCGCGCCGAGAAUGUUCUCGAAUCGAGACAGUCUUAACGUGGUGCUCCGUGAGGACUCUCACUACAAUUUGGAAAAAGAUCUCGGCGUGCUGCGGUCGCUCGUGACGUAUUGAUAACUUACAAUUUUGUGUGUGAAGAUGUCUAGUUUAAAAAGAUGAGCGUCUGUUGCUUUUCACCAAUUUUGUUGAGAAUCCAAAAAGCAAGAUAUGAAAGAAAAUCAUGAAAAAUUAUCUUUCAGCUUUUUCCGUCACGUGACUCUCGUCUGCAAGAGCUUCGAGUUUAUCCGCCCGCACCUGGAUUUUUUUCCGAACGUCCCGGAAUCGCUGACGAUUCAUCUCUGUGUGCCGUUCAUCCCCGGGCUGGGCAGACGCGACGGGGAGAUGUUCGACGCGAAGCAGCUGAAGCGCGUCACGGACAUGGCUAAGCGCACCCGACUGCCAAACAGCCCGAGACCCGCGGACCGGCUGAGUUCAGAAGAAGGCACGCGGCUGGUACGGAAACAGGAGCUCGCGCUCGCCGCCGACUUGACGGCGGACUUGCGGAGGUACGACGAAGAUAACGACUACGCGCCGGGGGUCAAAAUCGAAAAGGAAAUCGACAAAGAGUUCGUCGCCACGCACUACGAACUGGAAAAAUUUGAGCACCGGCUGGAGUCCUUGGUCCGGAUUCUGGCCCCCUGGGUGCAGGGCGGCCUACCCCUGCUGCGCAUCGAGUGCCACUACGGCCCCUUGCCGCGCGUAGCCGAGGACAUCGCACCCGAUGACGACGUCCCGCGCGCGUCGGCCCUGGAGUACGAAAUGUACACGGGAAAAAUGCUACGACGGAACGUAGACAAGGUAAUCAGAAGGUUUUCUUUUGAAUAACGUCGUUCACCUCUCUUGAUUUGGUGAGAAGGUUGAAGUUUAUGUUCAUCUCAUCUCAUCUUACUGCAUCAAGUUGCAAUCUAUUGCCCCUCUACUACAGGUGCGCGAGAGUUUCGACGCGUUCGGCCGGCACUUUAUCGCCUUGAACAAGCGCACCAUCGUGUUCGAGUCAGUCUUUGUGCCAGUAAGCAGCCGCGCGCAGUUCAAAGAGAUGGACUGGAAGUAUGACGCCGGCGGGUUAGGCCGGCCCAAGUUCCGCGUGCUCAGCACGCCGGAGCGUCACGCCGACAGCAAACAGUCAGACUCUGCGGACGAGGAGACGCUGUACUUCGGCAGAAAGACCGGCGCACGGAAUUUCCGGGAAAAGAUGAACCAGACGUCACGUGCUGACGCCGAGGGGAGCAGGACAAACUCUUUUGCGUUUACACACACCCGGGAUUCCUCCCACCCCUCGCACGCAGGCUUGUCUCGCGUCAUAUGAUGAGAACAGCAGUCCUCCGUCGUAGCAGGUUGGGAAACUUUCGGAUUUAUGACGGGGCAAAUACAAAUGACCCAUCAUUUGUGUAAUCGAAAGAAACAAACUGCGCAUGAUGCACGCGGUAGAAGCAAAC